AUGGCAAUUAUUAACCUUAACUGUGUCGUCAGCGGAAGAAACCCCGAAAAUGAAACUUUUACGAUUGAGAUUUCUAAUGACAAAAAGUAUGAAUUGCUCAAACACAUGGUAAAAGAACGCUUGGCACCUUUAUUUAAUUCUAUUCCUUCAUUCUACGUCCAUCCCCCAAUG
Molecule: messenger RNA, 171 nt
Organism: Cetraspora pellucida
Lineage: Eukaryota; Fungi; Glomeromycota; Glomeromycetes; Diversisporales; Gigasporaceae
Source: the annotation of a GenBank genome assembly